Cercopithifilaria johnstoni is the source of this 909-nucleotide messenger RNA. NCBI's taxonomy places the organism in Eukaryota, Metazoa, Nematoda, Chromadorea, Rhabditida, Onchocercidae. The record is from the annotation of a GenBank genome assembly.
AUGUAUCAAAACACGUUGUUUUUAACAAUUGUAGCAGCACUUCAUAUUGCUGCACAUAAAUUUGGUUACGAUGCGGUGGAUGGGCCCCGUACAUGGCGAGGAAUAUGCCAAACUGGGAAACGUCAAUCACCUGUAGAUAUUAGAGCAUUUGAAAUCGAAAUUGCACCUUUAGAACCUUUACAAUUUUUGAAUUACAAUCUUAACGGUCAUAUUCAUUUGGCAAAUAAUGGACAUACUGUGAUUGGUUCCGGCUUUGAGGGAUGGGGUGAGGAGCGACCGUAUAUUUCUGGCGGUAGUCUUAAUGGUACCUAUCAAUUGUCACAGUUUCAUUUUCAUUGGUCACAGCAAAAUGAUACUGGAAGUGAGCAUACCAUUGCAUCAUUGCAUUAUCCUGGCGAGCUACAUUUAGUGCAUGUCAAAAAAGAUCCAUAUCCAGAUGAAGUAAAUACCAUUGCUGUUGUAGCCGUAUUUAUAAGACUUGAUGAUCGUGUUGGAUCAUUGCAUUAUCUUAAACCUUACAUUCAUAAUAUCAAAAUGCCAAAGACGGAACUUGUGGUGCCAAGUUUUAGCGUCAAUUCAUUGCUUCCAGGACGUAUAGAAAAUUUCUACAGGUAUGAAGGAUCAUUGACAACACCUGGUUGUGAUGAAGCUGUUGUAUGGACAGUAAUGGCAGAUCCUAUCACAGCUACUCCAUCACAAAUGCGAGCAUUUCAUCAGAUUCAUUUUGCAUCCGGAAAGACUGGACAUAAUUGGCGUCCAACACAACCACUUAAUGGUCGUAAAAUACUAUUCCGUCCAACAGUAACUCAUAGAAAUACGAAUGGCGUUGCUAUGUUGCAGCCAAUUUUUGAAAUACUUAUGAGUAUUUCACUCUGUGGAAUAUAUUAUAAUUUGUCAAUAAUUUUUUAG